AUACAUUUAGUACUGCUGUUUUCUUGGGGCACCUUUAGAAAAUAUAGAUAAAUGCUCUUUUGCUUUGCCCCAGCUGUUUCUGGUUCUAAACCCAUAUGCUUGCUUUUCAGCAGAGCUGUGCAGAGUCUUAAUUCAUUGGCAUCUGCUUUGGUUGCUCUGUAUAUACUUGCAGUGUUGCAAGAUUAACCUAUGGAAUCGUGUUUGAGAGGAGUGUGGUUUCUUUCAUCUGUUUUACUUAUUGAGAGGAUACCCCAAAACUUCAGUUCUUUAGAGCUUUAGCAGCUUUUUAAUUUCCUGUCUACAUCUAUUCAUAGUUAGUCCAUAUGCACUUGCUGUUUUCCCAGCGUUGUCCUUCCUCUUAAAUAACCUUCAUGUCUUGAGUAGUUGCUCCUUCAACAGAGAACAAGCCUACUCCCUUUCAUCUUUUGUUUAGUUAGCCUUCUUGCAUAAGGUUGUUGACGUGAUCAAGGGAGUAGGAAGUGUUUUUCUGUCUAGUUUGACUGGCAUCCAGAAUUGUACACCGUAUCAUGGAUUGCUGAUAACUUGUACGAUAGCAUUUCAUGUUUCCUUGUGCCUUGCUGAAAUGUUUACCUGGCUUGUUUCAUUCUAGGAUUUGCCUUUCUGUGGCUGCCUUACCUUUGUGGCCUGUGUCUUCUUGCGCUAGAACUUGGCGUAUUCGUCAUCCUCCUGUUUCUGACUGCUGAGCACUUAAUUUCUAGUAGAAUCUUCUGUUGACUCUGACUGUGUGAAUUUGCAUUUUGUCCUAUUAACUGUUACCUUUUUCUACCUAAUCCAGUCCUCAAGGGCUUACAUUUCCCCUUACGUUACAUUUUAGCCUUUCCUUUUAUUGAUAAUACCUUCCAACUUUCUGCUAGCUUCCCUGUAAGACCCUUACCCUUGCUGUCAGUGUCAGCCAGGAUAUAUUAAUAUUUAUUUCAAGACUGAUUUUUGAGGCAUUCAGGGAGUAAACUCCCCACCCUCAUAAGAACACUUUAUGUUACUGGUAGAGCGAUCCAAGAACUGUAGCUAAUAACUUGCACGUGGCAUCCUAUGGAAUGUUUCUCUGCAAUCUGAACAGACAACUGGUGCUAGAUUAGCCUUUGGUAAAAUGUCCUUGCCUAGCAGAGUAGCUGCUUUCUGUUACAAUUCGCCACGUUUCCCCUUCAUUUCUCAGUCUGUAAUAAUUCCUGUCUUAAAUGUUUGGCAUAAAGUCUUGCAAAUGUUUGAGGACAAGUUAAUUGGGGGGGUUCUUGGGUGUUUCCUUUUUUCUUGAAAUGUAGGGACAAUAUUUUCCAUUCUUCAGUCCGUGGCUUUACCUUGAUUUGACGGAUUAAAAUUUCUAAAUUCUGAACCUGCAAUUUUAUGGCAUUUCUUUCUAAUUUUUGAGAUUAUUACUGGUCUGCUCCCCCAUUCCUGCCGUGAUUAUUUUUUUAAUAUGUCAGAGCCUCACUUUUUUGCUUUUAAUUGUAUGAGGGAUGUCUUGUUAUAUAAUAUGUGACUGUUGGGGACUUCAAUUUUGGUGCUUUCCAGGCUCUAGGGCAGAAGUCUCUGUUAAUCCCUCCCUAGUCUUUGCAAUGUUUUUCUUGUAGUUUGCAGAUUAUUUGACAAAUGGAGGUGUUUGCUCUUCAGGUUAUUGGCUGACUGACUCCAUGAAACAAAAUGUCAGACUCUCUUUUAAAGCAAAAAUUGUGUCUCAGAAAGCCUUUUCAGUGAACUGGAUUUCCAUUGCAAAAAGUUAUUUUAAUAUUCCACUUGAUCCAGUUUUUUUUAGAGUAUCGUCAGUGACCUGGGAUCAUUACAAGUAGGGUUGCCUUCUCUGCGAGGACCAAGCGGGCUAAGCAGUGUUACAGGAAAUGCAAGUCAUAUGACUGUGGCGUCAUCGUGUCUAGAAUCAGUAAUUAUAUCAAAGCUGGAAUUUUCUACGUUUGCUAUACAAAGGCAAGGCAAACAAAUGAAGGUGUGUGGGAUUAAAUUUCUGAUUUUCAUCCAUGUGGUUCUGCUUUAUCUUCUGAAAAACAGCAGUCUGGAGUAGUCCUCAGUUUUCUUGUUGUCCUCCACUUUUCAUAUAGGGACUCUGUUUUUAUAUAGUUAGAAUGGCUCUGUGUAAAAGCUAAAAAUAUUUAUGUGCAGGCAAGAUUUUAUUUCACACAGCUUUGGGGGGCAAAUCAGUCUCUAGAAAAUUUUUAUUUUAGUGAUGACAGUCUCUAGCAAAUGCCAUAUUGAAUUGAAAAGUUCUUCAUGCUAAAUCAGUGCUUAAGUGCUUGUUUUCUUUCUGUUUCUAGCAUAAAAAUUGACACAGGUGGAAAAAAUGCUAGGUUUUAGUAUAUUUAGUUUUUUUAAACUGACAUGUAAUUUGGUACUGUUGGCGAGCUUGGCUCCAGGGAAUUCAGGACUGAAAUAACAAAAUAUUUUGCAAAUUUGCAUGUCUUGCGUGCUAGGCAGCAUAGAGGUAGAGCUGUUGCAAGGCCAGGAUUGAUCAUUUUGCUGUGUCAAAUGCUAAUGCCAUAUGUUAAAUGGGAUAUAGAUUUCCAGCCGAAGCGGUCAGUGAGAGAUUUGUGGUGUGUAACAGCGUGAUAUACUUUUGGUAGGAAUCAAAGUGUCGUGUUGGUUACCUCGGCGGAGUUCUUCGCAGAAGUUUUGGAGUGCCUGUAUCAUGCUUGGGGAAUUCUGGGGGCUGUGAGGUUCCUGCAAUUCCCUUUCUUUUCUUCCAUGUCAUCUUCAUAGAGGCAUUUUAGGAUUCCCCCAGUUGCUUGUGCUGUUUUCCUUACUUCUUGCCACUGUGAGUAUAGAUAGAUCCUAGACAUAUCUGAGAGCUCUCGGUGGUGUAUGAGAAACGGGGCGUGAGCCUUCCAUAUUUGCCAACCCGAGGGAUCCCGGUGCUGGCUGUGCAUCCCUGAGACCGCGGCAGGCCUCGCGAGAGGCGCUGCACGAAAGCUGCAAGGGCCGGAGGCUGCGAGCUCUGGCCUGCCAGAGUGAACGUGCAGUAGCACGCUUAAUUAUGAAUACAGAUGUGCCGGGAUCUUUAAAGACUGAGGAUUUGACAUUCGAAAAGGUGUAAACAGGGAUGCUUUUGAGGGUUGCCGUGUGUUGCCCAGUUGCAGUCCUCGUAGUAUUUUUUUUUUCCCCGUCUUUUGGUGUUAUUUAUGUGUGUUACCCAUCCCUUUCUUGUGAAAAAGGGGAAAAGAACUAGUGCAGUUAAGCUGGAAAGGCUGACGUUCAGCUUUCCUUUCAGAUGCAGCCGUCCUUUUGGAUGUUGUGGUAGAGGGAGGGUCCUGAAAAACUUGACUUUAGCGUGCCACGGUGAAGCAUUACCUUCUUUUCUGGAAGAGCUGGUGACAGUGUUUUAAGGCAGGGGCUUGCCAAGCAUUUCUUCUUUUGGCAGUAAUAUCAGUAAACAGUUCCCAUCCCCUUCCCAGCUGCUCAUUUUAGUGCUAUCUCCUCUCUUGUGUUGGCAUAGUUUUUUGUGCAGCUGCAUGGCAAAUCAGAUCAGGGAACUGAUCCAGUUAAAAAUGAUUAAUUGUGGUUUUCGAAUUCUUUGUGGGUUUUUAAAAAUAUACCAAGGAGCAAUAAAAAGAAGUAUAUUUUGCUUUUAUCGUUAUUUCUAUAAAAGUAAGCUCAAGUGUAGUGUUCCUUCAUUAAUUGGAGGAAUACAGGGUAUAAGACAUAGCAUUUUUUUUUUUUUAAAGCUUACGUUCUCUUGGAACUUAAAAAAUCUUGGAAAAUGCAUCCUCCCACAUCUGUUUCUUCUGAUCAAAGUCCAUGUCUCAGCAUCUGUGAAGUCAUUCUCCUUCAAGAUUAUUCUUCAGCUGGAGCUCGUGUUAAGCAAAAAAACAGAUGCUGUUAAAUUUGUCAUGCUGGCAGGGAAGAAAACCUCAAAAGUUGCAGGAGUUUGCCGCAGGGCAGCCUUCAUAUUCUCACCAGGACCGCGUCUGCUCCUGGAACGGGCUGCGUAGAUACAAGAGGAGGGAGUUCGCAUUUGAUACGCCUCCGUGUAUGAACGUGCUGGCUGGGGGAGAGGAGGAAGAGCACGGGAGCUGUGAAAAAGGCUACAAAUGAAUAUAACACCAGUGAAGACUGGGGUCUUAUUAUGGAUAUAUGUGACAAAGUUGGAAGUACUCCAAAUGGAGCAAAGGAUUGCCUUAAAGCCAUCAUGAAGAGAGUGAAUCAUAAAGUUCCCCAUGUGGCUUUGCAAGCACUUACACUUUUAGGAGCCUGUGUAUCAAACUGUGGAAAAAUUUUUCACUUAGAAGUAUGUUCUCGUGAUUUUGCUAGUGAAGCUCGAGGUAUAAUAAAUAAGGCUCAUCCAAAAGUAUGUGAAAAGCUAAAAACCCUAAUGGUGGAGUGGUCAGAAGAAUUUCAGAAAGACCCGCAGUGUAGCUUAAUAGCUGCAACUAUUAAAUCUUUAAAAGAAGAAGGUGUAACUUUUCCCACAGCUGGAUCACAGGCUACCACAAAUGCUGCUAAGAAUGGUUCAUCAUUAAGUAAAAACAAAGAAGAUGAAGAUAUAGCUAAAGCUAUCGAAUUGUCUUUGCAAGAGCAGAAACAGCAACAAAUGGAAACUAAAUCCUUGUACCCAUCUGCAGAAAUUCAGCAAAACAAUCAGAACGCGAGGAAAGUGCGAGCUCUGUAUGACUUUGAAGCCGUCGAGGACAAUGAGCUCACCUUUAAAAGUGGAGAAAUUAUUUUUGUUUUGGAUGACAGUGACACCAAUUGGUGGAAAGGUGAAAAUCAUAGAGGAGUAGGACUGUUUCCAUCUAAUUUUGUGACUUCUGACUUAGAUGUGGAACCAGAGGCAGCAACUGUGGAUAAAAAUUCUGUUCCUGAGGAUACUACAGAAGAAAUUAAGAAAGCAGAACCUGAGCCAGUUUAUAUAGAUGAGGAUAAGAUGGAUAAAACACUGCAGGUACUUCAGAGUAUAGAUCCUACAGAUUUAAAGCUCGAUUCUCCAGAUCUUCUAGACUCAGAAGAUAUUUGUCAACAGAUGGGUCCAAUGAUAGAUGAAAAACUAGAAGAGAUAGAUAGAAAACACUCAGAAUUAUCUGAAUUGAAUGUGAAAGUUCUAGAAGCUCUGGAGCUGUAUAACAAACUGAUGAAUGAAGCACCGAUGUAUUCGGCCUACUCAAAACUCCACCAUCCUGCACAAUACCCACCUACAUCUUCUGGUGUUUCAGUGCAGUCAUAUCCUGUACAGCCACCUAGUGGAAACUACAUGAUCCAGGGUGUUCACCAAGUGACCAUUUCACCAGGUUAUAGCCUAGGACCUGAUCAGAUGGGGCAGUUGAGGUCUCUGCCACAAAGUAUAAAUUCUUCUGGAGCACCUCAGCCAGCUCAAGCUGCGUAUUUAAGCCCAGGACCGGAUUCUGUGUUAAACCAGACGUACGUGAACCAGAACCCCGGCCUUCCCUCGGCUGCCAGCACAGCUGCUUACACCCAGCAGCAGAUGGGAAUGUCAGUGGAUAUGUCGGCUUACCAGAACAAUGCGUCGAGUUUGCCUCAAGGACCAGGUUAUCCCGUGGCAGUUCCCGCUCAUUCCGUUCUACAGCAACAAACAAAUUACCAUCAACAGCCUCUCCUUUAAAAACAAACCGGCUCAUGUUUCCGAAUUAACGAAUAAAGGUUGCCUGACCUAAUGAGUUUUAGGAAUACCUGUCACGGAUAUCAAAAUACGUUUUCCUUUUUAAAUAACCCAACUUACUGCAUUAUGCAGAUGCAUCAGAUCUGAUUGUUAAGCAUUUGCAUAAAGAUAGCUUGAACUAGAGUAGCUGAUGGUUUAAAAUAAUUUCAGAUUACUCUGAGCCCUUAUUUCAGCAGUUUCAAGAAACGCCACUUCUGAAUCUUAAGUUAAAAGAUUGUCUGAAAAUAAUUUUCUUUUCAUUGUGUUUAUGAGAACUUGAGGAUGCUUGAUCGUUGUUAUGCGUUGCUCUGGUUAUGCAUUGCCUCCUCCGGUAUCUUACUAUAACCUUUCUAUCCAAGUGGCUUUAGAGAAUCUCUGCAGGGUUAGAGACCACCUUCUCUCUGCGCUGCUGUAGUCAGCUUUGCAAUAUGAUGCGCACUGCGUAAUUGGAACAACUGCACGAGCUCGGCAGAUGAGGGGAGGAAGAGGAAAUGAUUUGGUAUUGUGACGGUGAGGACCAUGUACCUACAGAUGAGGUUUUUACAGUGCUGCCUCUUAGAUUUUGGGCAACUGCAGAGAACUUCUGAUGUGUUUUGCUUGAAGAAAACAGGUGGGGUUUUGCUAGAACUCGCUUGUGUCUUCUGGCAGAGGUGGAGCUGCAAGCACGAGUCUCCUUUGCAAGAGCAGGCAAGGGAUGCUCCCAGCUGACUGCGUGGGCAUUCUGUGGAUACAAGGUGCUGAGCCAGAAACUUGCACAGGGUCUCUUUUCUUUUCCUUUCUGGAUGUGUUUAGAAGUGAAGGAGUAUCGUAGUUCCUUGUGGUAAAGGAGGGGCUCAAGAAUGUUUGAAGCUUAAGACUGUGAGAAUCUGCCUUGUUCCCUUUCCAGUGGGGAGCCGAGCGGAACAGGAAUCGUCUUUAUGGGACCAGGGGGUUCUUGCCUCUCUUGGAUUUCCUUUCUCCGCCACCGUUUCCAUGUCUAAAUCGGUGUCAAUUGUAGUCAGAGAAACUCUUAAACCAUCUGCAAAAGGUACAGGCAGAGUACACGUGCUUUGCGAGGGGGAUUGUGCUCCUCGUUUAAUACAAGGAGCGGUUGCAUAUUGAAAACGACAGACGUGUCGUUACAAAAGGAGUUGCCUUGGAACUGUGGAAGCGUAGCAUUUGGUGGCUAAGAAAAGAAAUCUAAGAAUUUCUUCCCUGAUGCACUUUUUUAACGGGUGGGGUUUGUACAAGAGGAGCAGAUGAGCUGAAUUGUCUUUCAGGAAUGUGGGAUUUCUUUCUUUUCUUGUUUCAACCUCUGAAAAAAAAAA
Egretta garzetta (little egret) is the source of this 6921-nucleotide messenger RNA. It is a transcript of the gene STAM2, whose product is annotated as signal transducing adaptor molecule 2. Gene Ontology annotation, cellular component: endocytic vesicle. The transcript is spliced from 14 exons. NCBI's taxonomy places the organism in Eukaryota, Metazoa, Chordata, Aves, Pelecaniformes, Ardeidae. Gene Ontology annotation, molecular function: ubiquitin binding; phosphatidylinositol binding. Bases 4088 to 5578 code for a protein of 496 amino acids. Gene Ontology annotation, biological process: signal transduction. The record is from RefSeq and is a predicted model, not a curated record.